AUGGGUCGUGAAUUAGAAACCUACCCAUCUGAAACUACCACCGGAAUCAGCAAAAGAAACAGCCGGAACCAACUGGACGACGGCGGAGGUGUGGAGUGGUCCGGGAAGUCUUGCCGAUCUUGCACAGGGAGGGUGAUCGCCGACUGCGUUGCGGUGUGUUGCUGCCCAUGCGCCGUCGUCAACUUUUUCACACUCACAUUUCUCAAGCUUCCAUGGAUGAUGGGGAAGAAAUGUUUAGGUAAUAUGAGUAAGAAGAAAGAGAAGAAGAAGUUGAAAGAUGAGGAGAAAGAUGUCAUUUCAAGAAAAGAGAAGGGAGAGAAGGUAGCAUCGGGAAAAGUGAACGCCAUUGGAGAAUAUGAUGAACAAGGAGGAAGCCGUAAGUACAGUGCAAGGUUUGAGGCUGAGAGGGUUUGGUUGGAAUUGUAUAGAGUUGAUAAUUUGGGUUUUGGUAGGGUGUCCUUCAAUGGAAUCCAAUCACUUGAGUAA
Molecule: messenger RNA, 486 nt
Organism: Lactuca virosa
Lineage: Eukaryota; Viridiplantae; Streptophyta; Magnoliopsida; Asterales; Asteraceae
Source: the annotation of a GenBank genome assembly